AUGGGGCCUUCGGCCCGCGAGACCCAAGAACACGAGUCCAAGAUGAAUGCGGCUGAAGCAGAAAAGGUCGUCCACAUCGUUGAGUCAGUACUUGACGCUGGUUGCACCGCCGAAGAUUUGGGGAUUGUGACUCCCUACAUGGCGCAGGUUAGAUUGCUGAGAACCUCUUGGCGAAACCGCUGCAAGGAGAGGGGCGCGAAGUGGAACGCUUCGAGGAUUUCAAGAGCACUUGAAAUCGCAAGUGUAGACAACUUCCAGGGCCGCGAGAAGGAGCUGAUUGUUUUCUCGGCGGUGAGGAAUAAUUCAGCUGGGCGGGUUGGAUUUCUUGCAGACUGGCGACGGCUCAACGUCAUGCUGACUCGUGCUCGUCGGGGUUUGGUUGUCGUUGGCCAUGGCCAGACUUUGCAGAAGGAUCCUUACUGGUCCAAGUGGCUUCGUUGGUGCGCAGACCAUAGAGUCAUUGUGGACAAGCAGGCCUGGCACGACAUCGUCCGCGCGGCAAAACGGACGGCUGCGAACCAGCAUGCCAAGUCGCUCAUACAUCGCCUUUUCGAGUUCGAGCAGGUGCAGGGCUGCAGGGCACGGAAAGGUCACCUGCACAUGCUAUCCCGUUAA
Molecule: messenger RNA, 615 nt
Organism: Symbiodinium pilosum
Lineage: Eukaryota; Dinophyceae; Suessiales; Symbiodiniaceae
Source: the annotation of a GenBank genome assembly